AUGUUUAAUAAAUCAGUGUAAUCAAAUAGAAACCUAUUAUCCGGAUAACUUCAUCGAAUAAUAAUGAACAAAUAAUCAUAGAGGGAGGAGAUAGACUAUGUUAGACGAAAGAAUUCAUUAAAAUAUCCAAUAAAAGAGUAAAUUAACUUUCAAAAGAGCAAUAACUACUUUAACGCAAGGAAUUCAAUGGAUAAUCUAGAAUAGGUUUUUAGAGUGGAGACAAACAAAAAGUUCAAAAGCCCAGUAGUUGCGCUACCAAAUAGAAAGCCUUUUGUUUCUAACAAAAAUAGGAGGAAGAGUCACUAUUCAUCAAGUCAAGAACCUGGCCCAUCAAUGCCAGGGGUCAAGAAACCACAUGAAUGUGGAUUUAGAAUAGUAGCCAAUAGGGCUUCAAGACUGCCAACAAUAUAAUUGGAUGAGGAGGUGACGAAGGAGGAAUCCAAAAUAAUUUCUUCAAAGGACCCUGUGUCUUUUAGUGAUUGGGUUGAGAGGAUUUAUGGCAAGGAGUGGUUUAUUUGA
This is a messenger RNA of Paramecium octaurelia, 519 nucleotides long. NCBI's taxonomy places the organism in Eukaryota, Ciliophora, Oligohymenophorea, Peniculida, Parameciidae. The record is from the annotation of a GenBank genome assembly.